AUGCUACUGAAACGUUCCAGUGCGGUGGUUCCUACGGUCAAGGCUUACGACAUGUCGAUGCUUUCGACAGACACGGCAACUGACUCGAGCCAGCCUACUGUUCAUGCUAGAGCAGCUCCACCUGGUACAUCUAUGACCGACGAAGGAAAAGAAGCGAGAGGCCUAGUUGACAAGGCCAAGUCUCUUGUUUCGGGAUUCAGGAAAAGUACGAGCGAGAAAGUUGAAAUUGCUACAGCAGACGUAAAUCGAUUGCAAGAGAAUUACGUAGCCUCCAAGAAGGCGUUAGAUUCCGGUGGGGAAGCCAACCACAAGAAAUUGGCUACGAAUGCUGAACGUAUCAACACCGAGUUGACACAGAAGGAGGCAAAAUUACGUAAGCUAGAGAUCAAGCAAGCCGAAGAGGAUGUCAAGAAGGCUGUCAAAGAGAAUAAAAAGGCAAUGAAGGCACUCAAAACAAUCUGGAAGGCUUGGGAUGCUGCGCACAAGAGGCGAUACUUUUUUAAAAAGUAUCUAACGGAUGCUAGGUCGAAGAAAGCCCUUCGAAAAGAGAAGGAAUAUUUGGAAGGGGAGAUUAAUUAUCUCAGAACCAGCCUUGGCAAAACACUUGUAACCAAUGCGGAGAGACGUGAUACUAACAUUGAGCAUGCGAUAGAUGGUGCAUAUCGUUACAUGAAGAAUGGACAUCCGGACGACCUGCCACCUGAAACUGUUUUAGCGAAUCUUGAGGUGCGUAAAAAGGAGCUCGAGGCAAUAUUGGUGCGCCACAAUAAGAUAGCACGUGAUGAUUUUAAGCAGAAGAUCGACAAACAUGCCGAGAAACUCGAUAUGGUCAACAAGAAGAUCGAAAGAGUUGGAAGGUACGAGUCCAACGCAAUCAAGAAAGCAGACAAGGAAACCAAGGAAACCAAGGAAACCAUGAAAAAAGAUUUAAUUACCAAGAAGUCGGAGCAUAUGAAGGCUGCAGAAUCGAACUUAAAACGCCUUAAGCAAGCUGGCACCGCGAAAGAUAGAAAGGAUGAAGCUGCACUUCUGAAGCCGGCAGAAUCUGUCAUUACGAAAGUUGAAGGGGAUGGAUCAGCACUUCGCAAGCCGGCAGAAGCUGCCAGUGCGAAAGAUAGAGGAGGUGUAUCAGCACUUCUGAAUCCGGCAAAAACUAUCAUUGCUAUAAACGCAACAGAUGAAGCAGCACUUCAAAAGCCGGCAGAAACUAUCAUUGCUAUAGGCUUUAGGGAUGAAGCAGCAUUUCUGAAGCCGGCAAGAAUUAUCAUUGCUAUAAACGCAACGGAUGAAGCAGCACCUAAAAAGCCGACAGGAGGCAUCGCCGCGGCGGCCGCGUAG
Peronospora belbahrii is the source of this 1338-nucleotide messenger RNA. Lineage: Eukaryota; Oomycota; Peronosporomycetes; Peronosporales; Peronosporaceae. The record is from the annotation of a GenBank genome assembly.